UGUGUACCGUAUUUUCACGACCAUAAGGCGCACCUAAAAGUCUUAAAUUUUCUCCAAAAUGUACGCCACGCCCUGUGGUGCAGUGCGCCUAUUGUGUUGUUGUGAGACACGAACGUAGUAGAAGACAAGGGGCGUGGCGAGAACGUGUGGACGUGAGCGAAGACAGACCCCGAAUAGUUCAAAAGGGCAGGUAUGCGCGGUAUGCUGAACAUUGUUCUGACAACCCUGAGAAUGGCACCUGCUAAGAGACACGCCUAUGAAGCACAGUUUAAACUGCAAGCGAUCAGCUACGCGGAGAAACACGGGAAUAGAGUAGCAGCGAGAGAAUUCAGCAUUAAUGAGUCCAAGGUUCGCAAGUGGAGGAAGUUGGAAAACGAACUCUGACAAGUAAAGAAGACGCAGCUGUGUUUCCACGGGCACAAUGCCAGGUGGCCUGAGCUGGAAGACCGCCUCGAGCAAUGGGUUAACGAGCAGAGGACAGCUGGGAGAAGCGUCUACCGUCACCAUUCGUCUGAGAGCAGUAACGCUCGCACAAGAAAUGAACAUUGAACAUUUUCAAGGAGGUCCGUCUUGGUGCUUUCGUUUUAUGAAACGCCACCACCUUUCCAUCCGGGCAAGGACUACGGUGGCCUAUUAACAACACACAUAUGAUUUUGUUCAUGUGGAAAGUUGAUGUGGUUAAAUCCACCAACUACCGGUAAACACAUUCUGAACUUCAACACAGCGCAUCAGCGCAUAAGAAGAGCAGGAGCCGUCAGUGCACGCAAUGAGGAAGUGCACGUGCGCUCUAAACCAGGUCUGAACCAGGCCUGGACCAGUAAAGUGAAACAUGCUUUUGGUUGUUUAUAAUUUUCACAAUGUCUGGUUUGCACUGAUAUGUUCCGAGUCCCGAGCCCGCACAGAUGUUUUACCGGUACGUUUUACCGUGCCCGCGCCCUAGCCCUAUAACCCGGUGCGCCUUUUGUAUGUGUUAAAUACCAAAACUGAAGCUGCACCCUAUGGUCGUGAAAAUACGGUACUUGAUCUAUGUGUGCACAAAGCAGUACAAAUGAUAAUGCUGGUGGAAUUCAUAAUUUUAUCCUUCUCAGCAGUGCCACUGCAGUUGCUCUUCAUGUCCAAAAUGUGCGUAAAUCAGGUCUUUAGUCAACUUAAAGUUGCACACAUUUUUCCUACACGUUUACUUUUAUAAAUCCCAAAGUUUGCGUGGAAAGUUGCUUACGCAGUUUAACGACCCCGUUUUGUGCAUAAGCAAGCUUUAUAAAUGAGGCCCCAGGUUUUGGUGCAUGCAACCAAGAAAACUUGAUUAUUUUAGGUAGCUUGAGCUCAAAUAUAUAGGUACAAUAAGCUGGGACAUUAAAAAGUACAGUUUCCUUAAAUUUAUAAGUGGUAUUAAAAAAUGACACAUUCGUAAGUAAUAUGAACUCAGUUUAUAAAUAGAGAGUAAAGACUGAACUUAAAAUCUCAAUUACAAUAACAAAAGACAUGAAACAGCUCAGCUAACUCAGGAAUAACAAGUAAUGCUAACAAUCACAUUUAAGUCAUUGAGUUGAAUCAAAAUUUUAGUUGAAUCAAAAUUUGGGCUUACAGGUAAGAUACUGAGGGAGAGGUUCCAUGACCGUGUUUGCGUUCAAGCCCUAGCUUGUUCUGUAAAUUCACUAGAGCAGCUUUAAUGUGAUGUUCCUUGGACUUAUGGGAAUGGACGUUGACAUUUUUUGUUUAUGUUUAUGUAUUUAGCAGACGCUUUUGUCCAAAGCGACUUACAAGUGAUAAUCGGCAUGUUGCCCUUGAGGCUAACAACAACAAUAACAACAACAACUUGACAUCAAUCAUGGAGAGGAUGGAACAAGGAGUGGACAGUAGAGAGGGGGUACGGGUGCAGGGAAGGUGCUAGUUUAGAAGAUGCUAUCUGCAGAGCAGGGUCUUCAGGAGUUUCUUGAAAAUUGAAAAGGAAGCCGCUGUUCUGGUAGUGCUUGGUAGGUCAUUCCACAUUUGUGGAACGAUGCAUGAGAAGAGUCUGGAUUGUCCUGAGCGUGGUGUAGGCACUGCUAGCCGACGAUCCUGUGAUGACCGAAGCGGCCGGGCCGAGACGUACGCCUUUGCAAGAGGAUUCAGGUAGAUGGGAGCCGUACCAUCUUGGACUUUGUAUGCUAGUGUUAGCAAUUUGAAUUUGAUGCGUGCUGCUAGCGGUAGCCAGUGGAGCUCAAUGAACAGAGGGGUGACGUGUGCUCUUUUUGGCUGAUUGAAGACCAGAUGCGCCGCUGCGUUCUGGACCAUUUGAAGAGGUCUCACAGUACAGGCUGGAAGACCAGUUAGAAGGGCAUUGCAGUAAUCGAGGCGGGAGAUGACAGUAGAUUGCACCAGGAGCUGGGUGGCAUGUUGUGUUAGGUAUGGUCUGACCUUAGCAAAGGUUAUCAGCAAAAAUGAACCACGUAGCCAACAAGGACUCACCUUGUGCUCUCAACAAGUAUUUUCAAGGCUUCCCAGGAAAUUAUACAAUUUGUUGCACACAGUCUUACUGCUGUAUAAAAGUAAUAACUACUUAGUUUUCAAGCCAAAGAGGGUUUCCCAGACGUCAUCACUUUUGCUCCGUAUCAGUACUAAUCUAUAAUGAAAAUAGCUUUUAAAUCUGUUUCAAAGUAAAAUAAUCUUUGUUGGCAUGUAUUAUUAGUAUUAUUUUUAAAUAAAAGAGCUGCUUGCGGAUUCUGAGUUAUACUUUUGAUGUUAGGUGAUGUUUUAACCCAAGUAUUAACUGAUAUCCCAGAUUUUGACCAACCCCAACUCAUGAAUCAGCAGUACAAAUUCAACCAACUGGGUAAAAUAACCCAACCUGUGUUGUUUUUAAGCAAGUGUCCUGCUAGACUUCCCCGACUUUAGUAGCUUCUUUUGAGUUGUUGAAAUGGUAAACUUAAUUAGAAAAUGAGAUUGUUUUGAAUGGGUUAUUAAAGGUGAACAAGAGGGUUUUGGCUUGCUUUUAGCACCACAUCGUGCCCGUUCGUCUUUUUAACACCUUAAUCUAACUAAUGAAAUGUCUCCCCAGCCUUCUUUGUGUCUACAGGAGCGAUUUGUCACCAAAUUAAACAAAUCAGCUGUGUGUUAUAAUGAUCUAACAUACAGGUAACAUGCUGGAAGCAGACUGCAGUGCCAGGUAUGUCAGCUCAAUCUUUUCUAAGUCCCAACAGAGCAUCAAGUCUGAAGUUGCAAGUGAAAUAUUGUGGCCACAGGGCAAUAGGGGUGGCCUUUCAUUAACCCUGUAAAGGGUCAUUUUAGCACAUACUGGCUCAAGAAAAUUAUUUAGAAUAUGAAAAAGUUGCCACGUACCACUUUAAGACAGAUGCAUUCUUCAGUUGGCUUAUAUGGUUAGUAUAAAGAUUUAUAAAAUAAUGUUAGAUUAAAGGAAAUUUAGUAGAGAUAUGCUGAAGUCACUAGCCGUUAGCUCAUCAGUCCUAAUAUAUAGGAUUUCUAUAUUAUAAAUUAUUUAUGACUUUUAUACAAAAACACUCUAGACCAAAUACCAUGCCUCUAUUCCACAGCACCAGACAUCAAAUAGAAAUAUUUUGUAUUUAUUAGAGGGAAGAAAGAACAAAGUUGACAGAUUUGUUUUUAAAAGAAUCACAUCAAUGCCCAUUUUACACUUAAAGAUGUAAAGCUGCAGCGCAGAUCAGAUCGGAGAAUCGCUUUUAUUUCGAGAGGGAUUUACGGUAAUGUCCCUUGUAGACUCGGAGGUGUCAAACAGCAGCAGGAGAAAGAUGCGUGGGCUUCCAGCUGUGCGCACAGACCCGCACAUUCAUCGAAAGCGUCUGGGGGUUCGCGCAGCCUUCCAGAUGGAAUGACCGGCCUGCGGUCCAAUGAAAGCGCGUGGAAGAAUGAGUCACCCGCUCCCUGCUCCAAUAGCGGCGCGGCGGAAAGGCGGCCCACAGGAAGCACACUUGGUUGAAUGGUCAGUAAAACAGCAAUCAGCGGUAAAUAUGUUGUGAUGCCACGCUCCAAACAGACACCGAGCUACCGGCGCGAGGCUACGGGACCCACGCAGACGCAUCCCGAGGUCUGACCGCAUCCUCAGGAUCUCGCCUUGCGCAAAGUCCGGCUGCAAAUCUGACCACAAGUCUCACUCCGGGGAUCCGAGCGGUGAUGGACAGCUGUUGGUCAUUGAUUCUGCGUUAAGGUUGACGAUGAAUCACUCGUGCGGUGGCGCGUGCUGUACCAUUGACCAACAGGCUGUGUUUUGUGGCUGCCAGAGGAGGAGGAGGAGCGGCUGACUUCUCUCUGCGCUCCGACCAGCUGCACGAGUGUCGUGAGGAUGCCUUUCACCCAAACGUGUGGCUCCCAUCACCGUCAGAGCUGAGAUGUGUGCGCGGUGCAGGUGCAUCGAGACUUGACUGGACCGAGUCAGAACAUGGGGACCAGUCGCUUGGAUUUCGACGAUCACCGCAUAAGAACACAGGGGACCGUCCAUGUCCCCCCUCGAACGGAUCAUCUGUAAUUGAUGGCGUUGUGAUCCCUGGGGACAAGAAUGCGUUUAUUCCAUCUCGAUUGCGCGCUGCCGUGCAACAUCACAAUGGAUGGAAGCUAAUUGGGCCCAAUGAUGUAGAGCCAAAUCCACCUGGAUCCGUGCUCCUCCCUCUUGUGGCCAAACGCGCUCUCCUGUGACUUUUCAUGUCCAAUUGAUUUAUUUUUAAUCCCAGAUCUGUCUUUCCUUCAGCUUCAAUUAAUCCCAGAGUUAAUGUUUGCUUCUGAAUGUGGAGGCUGGUUAAACUGAAAGUGCCCCGGAUGUUUGGAUCAACUACGGAAAGUUGUGUCGGAUAUUUAAAGCGCCUUAAUCUUGUGACGGAAUAGAAACUUGAAUUUGUUUCUCAUUGGAGCAAAACAUUUGCUGCGUGUUUAUUUGUGGGCUCGCUGCCUCCUUUUCUUCACCAUGUCCAGGUCAAAUAGUGUCAGCCCACCCGUAGUCAGUGUGCCCGGGCUGAGGGGAGGGACCGAGCACAGAUCAGCUUGGGGAGAGUCUGACUCUGUGGCCAACGGGUGCCCAUACUCAGCCAGAUCUCCGCGCAGGAAGCUCACCCGGACCAACAGCCGGUGGAGGGAGGAGGAUGAUACGGACCACCGGCCACCCGCGCGGGCCUCAUCGACCGUCAGCAGGGUCAGCUUCAGGUCCAGGUCGGCUUGGCAGGACCAUGGUGAGGAGAACCGAGACAACACGUCUGUUAAGCGUCCAGAGGACGAGGUGAGACCCAAAUCGGUGGAACUGGGUCUGGAGGAGCGGAGAGGCAAGUCAAGGACCGACGAGGAGGAGGUCAUGUCAGAAAUGAACGUCUCCGUCGCGGCGUGCUGCCUCAGCGUCAUGCACGUUUUUAAAUCCAAGAAGUUCCAGUCGGAGAAGCUGGAGCGGCUGUACCAGCGCUACUUCUUCCGCCUGAACCAGAGCAGCUUGACCAUGCUCAUGGCGGUGCUCGUGCUGGUCUUCACGGUCAUGCUGGGCUUUCACUGCUCCGGUGGAGCGGACGGACCGAGCGUAGCGUACGUAGUGGUGUUCUCCGUGGCCAUCCUACUCACGCUCAUCCUCAUAGUGGUGUGCAAUAGGAACGGCUUCCAUCAGGACCACAUGUGGGUUGUGUGCUACCUGGUGAUUCUGGUGGUGCUGGUGAUACAGGUGAUCGGAGUCCUGUUGGUGCAGCCUAGAAGUGCCUCGGACGGGAUCUGGUGGACGGUGUUCUUCAUCCAUGUCAUUUACACGCUGCUGCCCGUCAGGAUGCGCGCGGCGGUCAUCACAGGAGUUAUACUGUCCGCCAUCCACGUGGCCAUUUCUUGGAUGCUAAACGGAAUGGACAGCUUCCUCUGGAAACAGAUAGUGUCUAACAUCCUGAUUUUCUCCUGCACCAACAUUGUUGGGGUGUGCACCCAUUACCCCGCUGAGGGCUCCCAGAGGCAGGCCUUCCAGGAAACCCGGGAAUGCAUCCAGGCACGCCUUCACUCCCAGAGGGAAAACCAGCAGCAGGAGCGUCUCCUGCUCUCGGUACUUCCUCGUCACGUUGCCAUGGAGAUGAAAGCUGACAUAAAUGCCAAGCAGGAGGACAUGAUGUUUCAUAAGAUCUACAUCCAGAAGCACGACAACGUCAGCAUCCUGUUUGCAGACAUUGAGGGUUUCACCAGUCUGGCAUCACAGUGCACAGCACAGGAGUUGGUGAUGACCCUCAAUGAACUUUUUGCACGCUUUGACAAGCUGGCUGCGGAGAACCACUGCCUGCGGAUCAAGAUCCUGGGAGACUGCUACUACUGUGUGUCUGGUCUGCCGGAGGCCAGGGCGGAUCAUGCUCACUGCUGCGUGGAGAUGGGGCUGGACAUGAUAGAGGCCAUCUCGCUGGUACGAGAGGUGACUGGGGUGAAUGUGAACAUGCGAGUUGGGAUCCACAGUGGCAGGGUGCACUGUGGGGUGCUGGGACUCAGGAAGUGGCAAUUUGAUGUCUGGUCCAAUGAUGUCACACUAGCUAAUCAGAUGGAAGCUGGAGGCCAAGCUGGGCGCAUCCAUAUCACCAAGGCCACUCUGAAUUACUUAAAUGGGGACUAUGAUGUGGAGCCAGGAGCAGGAGGAGAGAGAAAUGCCUACCUGAAGAAGAACAACAUAGAAACCUAUCUGAUAGUGGGCUGCAGUCAGAAAAGGAAAGAAGAAAAGGCAUUGAUUGCCAAAAUGAGUCGACAGAGAACUAAUUCUGUCACACACAACAGUGGCCACUGGACCGACCGACCUUUCUACAACCAGAUCUCCAAGGAGAUGAAAAGGAUGGGCUUUGAGGACCCCAAGGACAAGCAUUUUAUUUUUAGGAACACACAGGAAAACCUGAACCCAGAGGACGAGGUGGACGAGUUCCUGGGCCGGGCCAUCGACGCACGCAGCAUCGACCGUCUACGCUCCGAACACGUCAAGAAGUUUCUGCUCACCUUCAGAGAGCCCGACCUGGAGAAAAAGUAUUCCAAACAGGUGGACACUCGGUUCGGAGCCUAUGUGGCCUGUGCCUCCCUCGUCUUCCUCUUCAUCUGCUUCAUCCAGAUCGUCAUCAUGCCGCGCUCCAGACUGAUGAUUGGCUUCUUCAUCACCUGCUUCAUCAUCCUCGUAGCCGUCAUGUUUAUCUCAGCGGUGUACUGCUGCUUUGGGAUCUUUCCAGCCCCGCUGCAGACACUGUCCAAGAGGAUAGUCCAGUCCAGACUCAACAGCACCUUGGUUGGUGUCUUCACCAUCAUCGUCGUCUUUCUCUCUGCUUUUAUUAAUAUUUUCACCUGCAGCAGUCAGGACCUGCGAAGCUGCAUCACGUCAGAGCUCAACAUCAGCCUGAGCAGCGUGAAUACAUGUCACGCUGUCCUGUUCAACUUCAGCCUGGACUCCCAACAAUACCCGUGUGGAGAGGGAGCGCUCAUCUGCAGCUUUCCUGAGUACUUUACAUCCUGUGUGCUGCUCAGCCUGCUGGCCUGCUCCGUCUUCCUGCAGAUCAGCAGCAUCGGGAAACUCUUCCUCAUGCUCUUCAUUGAACUGCUCUACCUUCUCAUCAUGGAGGUGCCCAAAGUGAGCCUCUUUGACAACCAGGACCUGCUGGUCAUGGUCAAUGCCAUGAACUCUGACAAGCGAACAAAUGGGACGAGCUGUGUGCUAGAUGCCAAGGUUCCUCUGAAGAUCAUGACCCCAGUGGUGAUCACGGUCUUCGUCCUCGCCCUUUACCUUCAUGCUCAGCAGGUGGAGUCCACAGCCCGGCUUGACUUCCUCUGGAAGCUGCAGGCUACAGAGGAGAAGGAGGAGAUGGAGGAGCUGCAGGCGUACAACCGGCGGCUGCUGCACAACAUCCUGCCCAAAGACGUGGCCGCUCACUUCCUGCAGCAAGAACGGCGCAACGAUGAGCUUUACUACCAGUCCUGUGAGUGCGUCGCUGUUAUGUUCGCUUCCAUCAGCAACUUCUCAGAGUUCUACGUGGAGCUGGAGGCCAACAACGAGGGAGUGGAGUGUCUGAGGCUGCUCAAUGAAAUCAUUGCUGAUUUUGAUGAGAUCAUCAGUGAAGAUCAGUUCCGUCAGCUGGAGAAGAUCAAGACCAUCGGCUCCACCUACAUGGCAGCUUCUGGCCUCAACGACUCGACCUAUGACAAAGCUGGACGCUCCCACAUUCGCGCUCUGGCUGAUUACGCCAUGAGGAUGAUGGACCAGAUGAAAUACAUCAAUGAGCACUCCUUUAACAACUUCAAGAUGAAAAUAGGUCUGAACAUCGGCCCAGUAGUUGCUGGGGUUAUCGGAGCCCGGAAGCCUCAGUAUGACAUCUGGGGCAACACAGUAAACGUAGCGAGUCGCAUGGACAGCACAGGUGUCCCAGAGAGGAUUCAGGUGACAACAGAUCUUUACCAGGUGCUGAACUCCUACAACUACACACUGGAAUACAGAGGCAUCGUCACAGUCAAGGGCAAAGGAGAGAUGAUGACGUAUUUUCUCACCAGUGGACCACCGAGCAGUUAACCUUUAAUAAGUGACAAUCAGACACAAGGGAGGUUUCAUUUAAUGAGCUGGCUAACAGACCUCUGAAAGCUUAAAGCAGACUGAAGUGAUUCUCGUCGCAGCCGUGAACCCUCCUCAAACCUGACGGUCUUUAGAGGAACCAUGCUUAAAGCUCGGCAGGAGCAGAACACGUAGGCUUCAUUCUGCCUUUUAGACCAAAGAUGUCCACAAAAUGCAAAGAUGGAUUGGAGCAGCUGGGACCUGUUAGAAACUCUGAGCUUCACACUGGCGGGUUUUCUCCUUCUGAUGAUAAACGUGGGAAAACUCCAGAAGGUUUUAUGUCUAUUAAGAUUUUUAUGAGCUAAUUGUAAACCACUGGUCAAUGUUGUGAUGCAGGUCCAGAUGUCUCGUGUGGACACUAAGCCAGCACUGCAGCAAUAUUUGUCCCCUCAUCAAACCGUAAUGAACAGGCUUGUAGAGUCUUCUGGUACGGGUUGUGCUGUUGGUGGGACGGCACCGACCUCACACACAGAAACACACACCCACAACUCAGAGAGGAUGUCCAGUUUUUUCUAACCUGAGGGAAAAAAAUCAAAGAACAUUUUUGCAUUUUGACUUCAGAAAAGCAACGCUAUGAGAUAUUUUAAGAUUCUAUAUUUUCUAUAUUCAGAGCUAUCUAUGAGAUACAGAUGAGUAUCUCAGUUCAAGUCUUCACUGAUGUUGCCUGAUCUGAACAUCCCGCCACAGACUUUUUUUUGUUAGCAACCACAAAUCACCACCCGAGUAUUUUUAACUGCAGGAAGCAGAGUUUUUUGCUGAUAAGAGGCCACUGAUGAACUCACGGUAACAACGAUGCAUCUCACUGACUGAAGGACUGAAACCCAUCAGCCUUGGUGCUCAGAAGCCAUGUUGCACUCCAGCGCUUUCAGCCGUCCACCUCAUGCACUCCUCCACAGGCCCCCUCAUCUCCGAUGGUACGACCCGAUGAAUGUCCGGCGAUCUCCGACGAGGCCUUCGAUACAGACUCCAACAGUGAUGAUGAAAAUGUGGAAAUGUGCACUUUUAUCUGCUGUUAUUUUUCUUUUCUUCAUAAAAGAAGUAUGGCAUCAUGACUCAGCAUGUUGUUACACAAACACGACCCGACCUUUUGGGACUGCAGCUAUGUUACAGCUGGUUUAGUGACAUUUAGUCACAGAUUUACAGUAAUACCGGUACUAGUUUUCCCACAAGGUUUCACAGAUGAACCAACGUUGUCUGAUAUUUCUUCUUUCUGUGAGCAAGUCUCAUGAAGGGACCGUAGUUGGAACAAUUUUGGUGGACAAAUGAAAACAAAGAUGUACUCCGCUUGCCGUUCAAGUACGGUCAAAGGUUUCCAUUUCUUCAUGAGCAUGGAUGUCAAUAAUGUUGGAGUCUCCGUGUGUUUGUAUGCAUCCAACAGCUUCUGGCUGAUAACUAGGGAUUGUGGUUUUCUGCACAGACUCGUCUUUUACACAUAAUCAAGACAUUUUCAACUGGUUUGAGGUUUGGAAUGUUGGGAUGGUCGUUCUUGUUAUUCAGUUUUAGCAUCAAUACCCUAGCAUGACACUACCACCGCCGUGCUUAACAGUUGAAACAAUAAAAGCCUCACUUAGAGUCCAAACAGGUCAGUCUUCACUAUUGAUUGUUACUGAACAUCCAAACCUGUUUCAGUUCAGUUGAUUCAUAAGAGCCGUUACUUUACAAAGUAAACAUUCCAAUUGAACCUUGUUCCCUCAUACUAAGCAAGCAUUUAGCGACAGUGGAGAGGGAAACUCCCCUUUAAAGGUUGAAUAUGGAACACUGGCGAACUCUGGUGUUCAGAGGUGGUAUUGCAAGAACAGCACUAGUUUUCCAGCCGCUGGGAUGUUGGUUCACUGCCGAGACGUUCCAGCACCAUGUUCAGAGACAAAUCAUACAGGAUAAUGGCUAAUUUCUACUGAUAAGUUCAUUAUACAACAGUAUUUACUGUUAGAACAUCUUCUGGGCUCAGAAUCAGCUGCUUGACUUGUCAAGUCUGCCAUUUUACACAGUCCCAGCCUCGCCUUGCUAAGUGGACUUUUUAGCGCAACUGAGCCCUCUAGUGGCUGUUAGAUGUAAACAUAAACACAGUGUUGUGUCCAACAAAAUAAAAAUUUGAUUAUUUAUCUUAUUUAAAUAUAGCUUUUAAAAGAGAAACUGUACAUUCAUCCUGCACACCUCUGAAUGCCCAACAGAGGUAUAUAUAUUUUUUCAAAUAUAGCUUUUUUUUUAAAUGUUCCAUAUUCUAACUUUUAACAGGUGGGGUACAGAAGCCGGUCAAAUAAUUUUUACACUACAAAGAGAGUCUUCCAGCUCCAGUGAAACACGAUCACUAACAAGAAGUUAAAAAGCCUUGACCCGAUCAGGUUAAGACCCAGAACCUUCAGCCACACUUUUUAAAAUCUACAGAUGAUCGUCUCUCUAAACUUUAGCUUGUCGGAAUAAGAAAAUUCACAACAGAUAAAACUUAAAAGCCCAAUUGAUGUUUCGUAAAGCUCAUUAACAGUUUGUCCUCAAAUAUUCCUGGCCUGAGAAAAAGGAAAGUUCAAAUUGGUGAAUAAAAGCACGAAAUGAAUGACGUUCAUGCUCGUGUGAGUGGAUGCACACGUCUGACUAAACCCCUGUGUUUUGUUCCAGAGCGCUAGAAUGGUAAAUGCCCUGUGUUUGAUAUGGCGCCUUCUAGAGUCCUGGAACCCCCCAAGGCGCUUUACAACACAAUCAGUCAUUCACCCAUUCACACACACAUUCACACGCUGAAUGCAGAAGAAAUCUACAUUCAUGAUAAAUCAUUUACAGCCUGAGAUUCUAUUGAAAUGCUGGCUGUAAUUCUCGAUUUGUAGUUAGUAAAUGUUGACCUGCGGUGAUUAAAUGAUAGAGCAUUCAGAGCAGGAGUAGCUGAUGCCCACAGAGAAGGACUGAAGUUUUAAUCCACCGCCUGUCUUACGAGUCAGUUUUAGGUGAAACGCGGUUUUAAUUCAUGUAAAAUGACAUUUAAUCACAAAAAGCACAGUGCCAUCAUUUGGAGACAUGUUCAUACAACUAGCUGAAUUUAAAGGAGUGCAAUGAUGAAAAGUAAAUACCGGUAGGCUUUGUGUUAACAUGUUUCAUAAAAUCAGGGUAUCUGCAGGUUUAAGGGAGCCAAAUUUAAGACUUUUUAAGACCUUUUUUAAGGCCACUUUGACCAAAUUUAAGCUAUUUUUUUAAAUUAAAUUUAAGCUUUAAUUUCCACCUAUUACCUGGAACCGGUGCUAACCACGUCACGAACGUGGCAUUAGCCAUCCAGUUACCAUUAUUGUUGCACUUCCCCAUGGCGCAAACUCCCACUAGCUUGCUCAUCUAAAAAUAGCCCCCCUUCACAACCAACUGAAUGUGUACGGUUCCGCCAACAUCACACACAAAACAUGCUGAACACAAACUAGAAAUUCAUGAAAAUUUUAUAGAAGUAAAAGAAUCUUGUUUAUUGGGUCUUUGGUAAUUUAAGACCUUUGGAAACUGUAUUUAAGGAUUAUUUGUCAUUUUUAAGGAUUUUUAAGGCCUUAAAUUUGGAAAAGCAAAUUUAAGACUUUUUAAGGACCUGCAGAUACCCUGUAAAAUACUCGGAUGUUUUAUUUUCGGAUUUUCUUAUGGUAUUUACCACUUUCUUUAAAUUUCCACAUUUUUAGGUGAUUUUAAGUGUUUCUGUGUGAAUCUUAUAAAUACCCAUCAUCUCACCCAUCAUACACAGAUGUUUGGUUAAAAAGAGCUUAUGUAUGACAGGAACGAUGAGCUAAUGGCUAGUUUGGGUGCAGUUAAGACCAAAGCUUAUUUCUGCCAUCUGAAAAUGGCCCAAAUUUUCAAAAUGUUUCAUUCAUUUAAUAAUUAAGAACUGCUGCAGGACGUGACCCCUGAGUGCAUACGUGUGCUGCUGAUAGUGAUGUGUACAAUAUGACAUCAUGAUGCCAAAUUGAGAGGGGGUGUUUAGGUGUAAAAGAGUGUCUCGUGUAUCAAUAUAAAAUGUCUGUAGACUGGCUGACAGCAAAGAUCUCUGCACGGAGGAAGCUAUGGAUAAAAUCCUGUUUGUAUGUUUUACACCAAAAUGGUUCAUUUUCACAGAUAAUUUAACACAAAGUUGCUUCCUACAUUUUGCUGCAGUCAUAAUGCGUCUAACAUUCUUGGUUUAAAGUUCCUAUAAAGUUCAGACACACCUAAAAAGGCUCAGGCUGAUCAGGAUUAGCGUUGGGUUUUGUAGUUUUCACACAAAAACUACAUGUAGAAAAAAGUCAAAUAUUCUAGACGAGAACUAAGCAGAACGCCAGUGGAGGUUUUCUCAUGAGAUUUGCUCACCAGAAAGAGGAAAAAUGCAGAUUUGCACCAGCUUGUCCAAUAAGAUGUUGGGUUAAAUUUCUGUCAAGUAAAAAAAAAAAGAGUAGAUUCAUUUUAUUAAGGUUUUUGUCAUGCUGUCAUAGCCUACUCCUCUACAACCGUCAUUUCCUCACUAACACUGAGAAUGUUGCCCACUUUGACUCAUCAAAUCUUAUGAAGAAUUAUGACCUCAUGAACAUUUUUACUGUUUAUUAGGAGAGAAGGUGUUAUUAAAGGACAUAGUGUUGAAGAGGAAAUCAGAGACCAGCUUGUUUAUGGUUGUUCGAGAAGCUCACCUGCUUUUUAGUUCUGCAGUUACAAAACAAUCAUCUGGAAACCAUCUAAAUGGAGAAAUACGCCAAUUAUUUUGUUGUCUUGCUGAAGACAAAUGUUCUUUUUUUUACAGUGAAAUAAACUGCUGAGAUUUUUCAAAUGUU
Nothobranchius furzeri (turquoise killifish) is the source of this 13278-nucleotide messenger RNA. It is a transcript of the gene adcy5, whose product is annotated as adenylate cyclase 5. Gene Ontology annotation, biological process: cAMP biosynthetic process; intracellular signal transduction; adenylate cyclase-activating G protein-coupled receptor signaling pathway. The record is from RefSeq and is a predicted model, not a curated record. Gene Ontology annotation, cellular component: plasma membrane. Gene Ontology annotation, molecular function: adenylate cyclase activity. Lineage: Eukaryota; Metazoa; Chordata; Actinopteri; Cyprinodontiformes; Nothobranchiidae.